CGCGAUUCCAAAACACAUCAAUUGCUGCUCUCCCCGCAAUUACUCAACCUUCAACCUUUUUGCAUCACGACUCAGCUUUUCGGCAUUCCCAAAAUCCACGACCUAUUCCCCCGCUACAAUCACCAUGUUCCGCAUCCAGCCCGCACGCGCAGUACAACGCGCAACCUUUGCCCGCCCUGCCGUCAUCCGCCCUCGUUUCUUCAGCACAACACCAGCACGCUUCGCUCAAAAAGAUGCACAAGACAAAGAUUCGCUGAAGCCUCGAUCGACCGAAUACGCAAAGUCUGGCUCUGACGACGGCGCCGCACACUCAGACGCUGCCUUCAACCCUAACAAGACAAGUCCCGAGGAGGCAGAGGCAACAGCAGAGCGCGAGGCUGGUGGCUCUCAGAACAGCUUGAACGUUAGCCCCGGAAACAAGGAUGUCAGCGAACCUAACAGCCCCGAUGUUGGUGGAAAUGGAGGAGCACCAGACAAGAAGAGCAGUGGCGGAGGCAGCGCGCCCAAGAACAGCACAGGAUAGAUGUAUAAAUCUCAGGAGGAGGAGCCUCCGUAAUGAAUGCAUAUCACAGGCAGUAGUAGAAGAGAGCCGUUGAAGGUAGUCAGGGCGCAUAUGGAGCAUCACAUGACAGCAUGAUUGCAUUGGGAACAGCUUCUCCAGGCUGACAACUGUAUAUACCAAACCAAUUGGAAAAUCUCAAUUUCGAA
Alternaria alternata is the source of this 708-nucleotide messenger RNA. RefSeq lists its product as hypothetical. NCBI's taxonomy places the organism in Eukaryota, Fungi, Ascomycota, Dothideomycetes, Pleosporales, Pleosporaceae. The coding region runs from base 125 to 523 and encodes 132 amino acids. The record is from RefSeq and is a predicted model, not a curated record. The transcript has a single exon.